AUGUCUAUGUCUCCUGAUGAGGGUGACCUGAGUGAUGCCAUCUCUAUGACAUCUACUCUGGUUAGCGAUGAAGACCAAGAAUUUGAAGUGGAGCGCAUCCUUGCAGAAAGAGAAGUCUCGGACGAAGAGGGUGAAGACUCGACUCGGUAUCUGGUUCAAUGGACUGGCUACCCGGCACAUAGACAUAGCUGGGAACCCGCUACGGCUUUCAAUUCAAAGGAGACUUUGCAAAGCUGGGGAGCUAGAAAACGGGAGAUUGCCUCGGGCAAAAGGAAACCAUUUGAUGUUCGGAGCUGGGAGGUCCACUGUAAACAUGUGGCAGCGGAGACAAAGAAACGGAAAGCAAAGCGAAAACGUUUACGGGAUUCCAAGACUCGACAGGCUAAGAAAACCGGGGCUCCCGCGAAGACCAACUACAAUCUGGUUGAUGUUGACAGACGCAAAUCACGGCGACGUUCUUCCGUGGAUUCAGUGGCAUCAUCCGCAUUGUUUGUUCCAGAAAACCACACACCUCCUUCACUGGAGAAUACGGCUUCUACCCAAUUCCGAGAGCAGCAGGAUAAUCAGCAUCCUGGGACUCCCCCUCUCCAGGCCUCAUCCGGUCGAUUUGUGUCAGUCAACAAGCCCUUUCCGCCAGGGGAAACCAAUUCUCCCCAGUCAUUGGAAAAGCAAAAUUCAGAACCUUCGGCUACAGCAAGCAAACAGAAAGCCACACGCGAAUCAGCUUCCCACCUCGCUCGAGCAGCAGCAGCAAACUCCCGCAACAGUAGGAAAUCAACGUCCGCGCCGUCGGCUGGACCAGCGAAUACGGAGAGUGAGCAGCCAGCAGGGUCUCAUAAACAGAAACCGCGUCAGCCUACAUUGGCGACGGGCUCCAAGAACACAACGAUCAAAAAGCCAGCGUUAGCUGAAUUUGGUUCGCCUCGUGAGCGAAGGGAGGCGCGUCAACACAGAUGGAGUGAAAGGUCAAUGCCUCUUGCUUCGGCGAUUGACCGCAAAAAGCCAUCUGAGUAUGCACCGCGCACGAUGAUGAGUGACGGCACUCCAGCCAUGCUCCAGGCAGACAGCAGCCGCACAUCUGAGGAAACACAGCAUCAGCUCUCCAGUGAGCUGCAAACCAGCAUCGUUGGCCCACCAAGCCCCUCUGACGAGGUAUCAAACAUAGCAGCUCCACAAUCAGCUGGACAAGAAGUUCCCUUGCCCACGCCCGUGCCUACCACGGCAUCUGCAGUGUCACAGUCCCCCAGUUUUGCUCAAAACCCCCUAGGUUCAUCGCCGGCUCUGUCAUUGGCAAACUCUGAAACUAAUAUCGAUGAAAUUUUCAACCCACGCGGAUCACUGAGUCCAAUUGGUCCUCUUGAUGUUUCUCUCGAGGGAACCACAGGGACUGAUCUUAUCCAAACUACCGAGCCUCCAGAUUCGAACAUGGCUCCUCAUUCACCUAUCCCUAUUCGACCCCGUGUGUCUAUCGAAACAGGGAAUCUCACCGAGAAGGAAAGCUUGCCUAACACCCGUGAUACAGGACACCGAUUUGGCCCCUUCACACUUGAGUCUCCCGCGUUAUCUGUCGACAUACCCAACCCUUCAAAUUAUUCUGUGCAAUCACCCUUCGACCGGAGGUCUCCACCUCCUCGAGGCUCACCUGUACGACACCGCUCGCCCGUUCGUCGACGUUCUCCGCCUGGAGGAACGUAUCGGCCUCGACGACGCUCGUUCUCCAGAGACCGAUCUUUUUCACGAUCCCCUGAACGACGGUCAAUCUCCUCAAGACGUUCACCUUCCCCGCGACAUCCAUCUCCGUCUCGCCGUGAUUCUUAUCGCUGGGCUUCUCCUCCUCAGGAAUCAACUCAACGCCGUGUGCCAAGGGGAGGCGAUAGCUAUAGACCUAGCUUUGACCGCCGGUCUAUUGCCUCUGAGAAUCCAAGGUCAGCUGACUUGCGACACAUCUCAUCGGCGAAUGAUCCAGCUGCCAUCCCUAAAGAGCCAAAAAGCAUGCGCGAUGGGUCCUCGACAUUUUCUGCAAGGGCCCUCGAAAGAGCUAGGGCUGCUGCUCUCAUUGCACAGAUGCCAGUUCGCAGCACCCCAAAACGCGCGAACACGACCCCUGGUGGCUAUUGGUUUGACAGGGACAGGAAUGAGAUUCUUGUCGAUGUUUAUUUCGGGCCGAUGAGACGAGCUAUCGGUCCCCUCAGGCUUUGCGGCUUAGAUCGCCUCGUCAAAAAUGAUUUGGUUAGGAUUGGAAGAAACCCAGACGGCCCUAAUUUCGAGAUUUGGUUCAAAGAUGUGUGCACAGCGGAGGAAUUUGACCGGCUACGUGAACCAAACGUCAGUCUUCACCCUCAUGAUUUGUCUAUCACUGGAAGCUAA
This is a messenger RNA of Penicillium brevicompactum, 2367 nucleotides long. Its product is annotated as chromo domain-containing protein. Lineage: Eukaryota; Fungi; Ascomycota; Eurotiomycetes; Eurotiales; Aspergillaceae. The transcript has a single exon. Bases 1 to 2367 code for a protein of 788 amino acids. The record is from RefSeq and is a predicted model, not a curated record.